CUCCAUCCCCUGGUGGCACCACCACCGCCGCCACCACCAGCACGCCCGCAAACCACCUUUUUAUUCCCUGCCGGCACGACUUUUCCAGGCACGGUCGGCCUGUCUCGUGGCCUGGGUCGUCUUUGUUGGCCAUGGAGGCCCUGACUGUGCGGGUGGUGGCCUUCUGGCUCGAGGUCGCCGACUAUGCUACCUCGCGGCUGGGCGUCUCGUGCGUCUUUCCCUCGUCUUGUCCCCCCCCAAACCAGCUAACCGCGAGCCGCGGCAGUAUAAGCACGCCCCAGGUGGCCGCGGCCGUCGUCGCCGUCGUCGCCUCCACGCUCCUGGUCCGGUUCCUCCUCACAGAGACCUCGCAGCCGAUUCUCUACUCGGUGCCCCCGCCCAAGGUCGCCUCGCCCGAGACGUUCCUCGACGAGCCGUCGAUCCGCGAGCCCGGGUCGUCGGCGAUACGAUGCUACGCGCCGGCGACGGGACAGCUGCUGGGCCGUGUCAACGCGUCGUCGCCGGGCGCCAUCGACCGGUCCGUGGCGGCGGCGGCGGCUGCGCAGGCGUCCUGGGCGGCGCGCACCACCUUUGCCCAGCGUAGGGCCGUGCUGCGCACUCUCCUGCGACACGUGCUCGAUCACGCAGAGGACAUUUGCCGCGUCGCGGCGCUCGACAGCGGGAAGACCAUGGUGGAUGCGCAGCUGGGGGAGAUUCUCGUCACCGUCGAGAGGAUCCAGUGGACGCUCAAGCAUGGCGAGCGCGCGCUCCGGCCGUCGCGCCGCCCGACGAACCUCCUCAUGGCGUACAAGCGCAACACGGUGCACUACGAGCCCAUGGGCGUCGUCGCCGCCCUCGUCAGCUGGAACUACCCCUUCCACAACAUGCUGGGCCCCAUCGUCAGCGCCCUUUUCGCCGGCAACGCCAUCGUCGUCAAGGUCUCGGAGCAGACGGCCUGGUCCAGCGCCUACUUCCUCGCCGUCGCCCGCGGCGCCCUCGCCGCCCACGGCCACGACCCGGCCCUCGUCCAGGCCGUCGCCUGCUGGCCCCAGACGGCCGGCCACCUCACCUCCCAUCCGGGCGUCGCCCACGUCACCUUUAUCGGUUCCCAGGCCGUCGCCCGCCACGUCGCCGCCAGCGCCGCCACCAGCCUCACGCCCGUCGUCGCCGAGCUCGGCGGCAAGGACCCCUCCAUCGUCCUCGACUCGGCCGCCGGCGACCUGCCCCGCAUCGCCGAGGUCAUCCUCCGCGGCACCUUCCAGGCCGCCGGCCAGAACUGCAUCGGCAUCGAGCGCGUCAUCGCCGCCGGCGCCGUCUAUGACCGCCUCGUCGCCAUGCUCGAGCCCCGCGUUCGCGCCCUCCGCCUCGGGCCCGACGCCGACGUCGGUGCCAUGAUCUCCGACGCCUCCUUUGACCGCCUCGAGCGCCUCGUCGCCGACGCCGUCCGCCAGGGCGCCCGCCUCCUUGCCGGCGGUCGCCGUGCCCACCACCCAGAUUACCCCCGCGGCCACUACUUCCAGCCCACCCUCCUCGUCGACGUCACCCCGGACAUGGCCAUCGCCCAGCAAGAGUGCUUUGCCCCCGUCCUGACCAUGCUGCGGGCUCCAUCCUCCUCCCCCGCCGAUGUCCUCGCCGUCGCCAACGCCCCCGACUUUGGGCUCGGCGCCUCCGUCUACGGCUCCGAGCGCGACCCCGCCCUCGCCCAGGUCGUCGGCGGCCUCCGCGCGGGCAUGGUCGCCGUCAACGACUUCGCCGCCUACUACGCCGUCCAGCUGCCCUUUGGCGGCGUCGCCGGCUCCGGCUACGGCCGCUUCGCCGGCGAGGAGGGCCUCCGCGGCAUGUGCAACCUCAAGAGCGUCUGCGAGGACCGCCUCGGAUGGCUCGGCCUCCGCACCGCCAUCCCCCCGCCCGUUCAGUACCCCGUCCCCAGCCAGCAGCGCGGCUGGAGCUUCACUCAAGGCGUCGUCGAGCUCGGCUACGGCGGGCCCGUCAGGAAGGCCAAGGGCCUGGCCAGGCUGCUUAGGAACAUGUAGGCAGCGCGCGCGACCUGUCUAGCUGUUGACGUGCCAUGACGCCUAGCCGUGGAAGGGACGCCAAGCGUGUGGGCGUCGGGGGCUUGAGCCGUCUUUCGCCCAUCCCGCUGUACUAAUAGAUGAAGCUGAUGCUGUAAUAGACCAUAAGCACCUAGGUUGUAGGCUCUGUCUGGCUCACUGCCCUGUGACGCCCCUGAUGCCACGACAGAUCGCGCUUGCCCAUCGACUUGCUCGUCUCUUGAGUAGAUCAACUUGUCGAGUCACCAUCACCACCCGAGCAGGCGAUUAGUGCGCACGUUUACUAUCGGAGGUCUUGUUCAGCCUAAAGUAGCCCCAUACGGUGCUUGCCCGCCACAGUCGUAGCGGUCUCGCAAUCUAGACUACAUUGCCGAA
Molecule: messenger RNA, 2405 nt
Organism: Purpureocillium takamizusanense
Lineage: Eukaryota; Fungi; Ascomycota; Sordariomycetes; Hypocreales; Ophiocordycipitaceae
Gene: MSC7
Product: Meiotic Sister-Chromatid recombination aldehyde dehydrogenase
Exons: 1
Coding region: 132-2012 (626 amino acids)
Molecular function (GO): aldehyde dehydrogenase (NAD+) activity
Source: RefSeq, a predicted model, not a curated record